Hippocampus zosterae (dwarf seahorse) is the source of this 2374-nucleotide messenger RNA. It is a transcript of the gene g2e3, whose product is annotated as G2/M-phase specific E3 ubiquitin protein ligase. The transcript has 10 exons. The record is from RefSeq and is a predicted model, not a curated record. Lineage: Eukaryota; Metazoa; Chordata; Actinopteri; Syngnathiformes; Syngnathidae. Gene Ontology annotation, cellular component: nucleus. The coding region runs from base 980 to 2029 and encodes 349 amino acids.
AAAUAUACUUUUUAGGACUCCAAAUAGAAACACCUCCCAAUAAUGUGGCAACGGCAGUAUUCCUUGUUUUCGAUGUAAAAAGUUGCGAAAUACAGUUGGUUAGUGUGAAUUUCGUAUUCUUCGACGUACGCUACGCUCACGAUUACGCAACCAUGCGCAUGACGUCAUGCGUACUAGCGAAAAUGGCGCCGGCGGUGCUGAGAUUCGAAUCAAUCGAUUCCGGAAACGGCGGCCCAAAAUGGCAAAGAUUCAGCGUGGAGAUGUCUCGACGUGCUCAAGCGCCUCGCAGACGAGCGCCGACGUUGCUUUGGGGUUUGUCCUUUCUAUUAAAAAAAAGGGACUCUUCUUUUUCCUUCGGAGACGGGAGAAUUUUGAGUCGUAACGGCGUCAUCUUGAGAGCUUUCACUACAACGCCACAAGUAGUCGUUCUCUGGUCAUUUAGUUCCGGAUAAAUUAUUUAUCCUUCGAAAGUAUGUUUUUUUUCUGUACUGCACAUGUUGCCAAAUUACGUAUUAGAAAGUGUCUAACUAUUUGUUAUGGGUUAUUUUCCUCAGACAGGAAGCUGAAAUGUAUUUCCUCUUUUUUAUUUCACAAUAAAUCACUUGGAACGCGAACGACAAAAUGCGGCGUUCACAUCGGUUGGCGGCGGCAUAAAGAGAAGAUGAUUUCUCAAGUAUUCGAAAUACAUCUAUUCGACAGCAACGCACCGCGCUUACUCAACAGGUGGCGCAAGCGAAAGAAUAGAAACUGCCGUCCUCCGAGCGAAGCAGCGGAAGCGGAAGUGAUGUCUCUUAAUUUGAAAGAGCGAUUUUUUAAACGAGUUGGCCGUCCGAACCGAGAAAAAAAACGGAAGACCCGUAAAGACAAUAAAACGACCCCAAAAAUGACCGCAAACUUCCAAAUUCCGCCCUGAGCCUCGAACGUCAGACUUGUGUUUUUCCCAACCCAUGUGCGACCUCCGACCCCAGAGUAGAGCAGCAUGAAGAAGAAAGCCAGGCGCUCGCAAGAAGCCGUCACCGGCAAUCAAAUGGUGGGCCAACGUUGCGUUCUGUGCCGAAGCUGCGAGGACGACCCGGCCUUGCUUGGGGACAAAAUCACUCUGCGGGACGACAACCUCUGCGUGCACUACUUCUGCUUGCUGACGUCGUGCGGCGUGUACCAGCGAGGCAAAGACGGCGAAGGCGUGUUCGGCUUCCUGGUGGACGACAUCAAGCGGGAGAUUCGCCGCUCGGCGCGACUGACGUGCUGCGCGUGUAAGAAGAAGGGCGCCUGCGUGGGCUGCUACGUGAAAAGUUGCCGGAAGACGGUUCACUUCCCUUGCGGACGCAAGAGCGGCUUCGUUUCGCAGUUCACCCAAAACUUCCCGUCUUACUGCCCCGACCACAGCCCCUUUCAGUCUGCGGCCGUGACCUCCAACCUGAGCCUGCCGCAGUCGUGCUCGGUGUGCUUGGACGCCAUCGACGGCGACCUGUCCUACGGCGUCCUCAAGUGUCCGUCCUGCCACGGCAGCUGGUUCCACAGGGAUUGCGUGCAGCGGCAAGCGCACAGCGCCGGCCUCUUCUUCUUCAGAUGCACGUUGUGUAACAACAAGGACCAAUAUCAGCAGGAGAUGCUGCGCAUGGGGAUCUGCAUCCCCGAGAGAGACGCCUCGUGGGAGUUGGAGGCCGACGCCUACGCCGACCUGCUGGAGGUCUACGUGCACUGCGACGCCCACGCCUGCGUCUGCGCCAACGGCCGCGGGCACGCCGCCAAAAGCGGGUGGUUUGCCGUGCUGCGGUGCCUGCUCUGCGGGUCCAGGGGGACGCACAGGAAGUGCUCGGGACUCGCGCUGAACGCCGCCGACUGGGCCUGCCCCGAAUGUGCCCACAAUGUGUCCACCGACGUAAACGCCUCCCUGGUGGCGUCUCCUCAGGCGGCCCCGAGGAGGACCGCCGCCUCCAAACGUCGCCGCCCUCGCCCGUCGCGCGUCUCUCCUGAGGAGCUCCCGGGGGACGGCGCGACCCCCCCGUUUUAUGUUAAACGUUCUUAAGAUGGAGCAUGAAGAGAAUCAAUGACAUUCUUCACUUGUUCAAAUUGUGACUUUGUCAUAAAGCCCCAACUUUAACUUUAUUCAUUGAAGAUGAUCACUUUUCAGUGUGAUGAGUGACAUCUUUGUUUUUGUAAAUCAAACCUUUUUGGACUCUUCUCAUCAUUUCCUCUGUUACUGUAACAUUUUUUCUCGGGAUAAGCUGUUUUUUCCAUUUCUUUUUUUCUACGUCAUCUAUCAGGGUACAAUUUGUAAUUGUCUCUUGGUUUCUCGAUGUCUUGUUGUGUUGGCGUGUUUGACUUUCCACUUUGGAGCUGUGUGCUUGAAGUUCUUUUCAAGUAAAUCCUG